Molecule: messenger RNA, 2835 nt
Organism: Notodromas monacha
Lineage: Eukaryota; Metazoa; Arthropoda; Ostracoda; Podocopida; Cyprididae
Source: the annotation of a GenBank genome assembly
AGAGAACAAAAGUUGGGUUGUUGAACAUCGCGGCGAUUUGGUGAUUGGAAGCCAAUAUUUUGACGCGUUUCCCAGUUCCAGGUCUGUUUUAUUUCCGAAUCUGAAGAGCGAUCAUUCCUAUUUUUUUCGCCAGGAAAAGAAAAAAAAAUACGGGCGUGUUAUUCCUUUGUUUGUGGACCUUAUUUCCUGGUGUGUCAAGAGACGAUGAUGACUUGAAACAAAUGUAUUUUUUCGGUGCUGGAGCUACAUGAGAUCCUUGUUUAACUCGACUUGGAAAAUAUUUAAAGAAUGGUAUGCUGUUGAAUUCUCGUGAACAACAUGGUCCAUAGUUACUUGAAAUUCCGAAUGCAAAUAAUGAUCCGCAAUAUUUAACAACGCCGUCAUUAUCACCUUGAGUUGAGCAAAUUUGCUCAGUCGUAUUUCAGCAGUGUUACCUCGCACCAUUUAAAGAUAAAAAUUCCGAAAAGCGACGAUCAACCAACUUAGUGCUGUAGUGAUGAAAUCCAGAAUGAAAAGAAAAACUUAAUGAGGUAAACCAUCCCGACCCUUUCUUGGGUUUUAUUUUAAAUUAGCCUCUGUUAUCUUUACUCUGAUUAUUUAUCAGUAGUUGGUGGUCGCUGAUUCACCUACACUGAAGAAAUGAGCGUCGGGGCUGUGAGGCGACGACCAUCAUCAGCAGUGCCUCAGGAGCCAAAACGACCCCAUGAUGCAAAAUGGGAUUUGAAACGACUCGGGAUCCAGCCAGAAUGGGUGACUUCAAGUCACGGCGUCCUUCGACAUGCAAAACGACCGCACGUCCCAGGUUUCCGCCCGUCGUGGCUCAACAGUCUGGACCCCUACCGGAUGUACAAGCCGGACCCGAGCAUGUCCAAGAGACUGGUGUUGCAAAAUGCUGCCUUCUACAACAAAUUCCCUGCUCAGAUCCUUCAGCAGCCUGAUGUCAGCCCCAACACCGUCAUCAGGGCAAUGCCGCCAAGGCCUCCUCGAAUGCGCGAACGUCAAGAUCCGGCAAUGGCUCUCAAGAACAACAUCUUGACGGGAUUCAGCUUGAUCCCCAACAUGGUUCGGUCUUGGGUGGCAGAUAACAUCAGGACUGUCAAUCAUGAGCACUUUCCACCCAUCAAAUCCACGGCGCUCCGCAUGCACCCGAACGAAGUGCUCCGGUCUCGAGAAAAGCGCACGAAACUCGCUCGACCUCAGGCCAUGGAGCCAAGCAAGGCCAUCUUGCACAAGACCAUUUUGCAGGCUACCAAGCACCACCAGGCUGAAGAACGCCGACGAGCCCGACUGCACCAGAGAGCAAGGACACCGGGGGUUUCUGCCGGUGCUGCGGCAGCCAUUACCGAGGCCCGUGGCUCAAUUCUCGAGGAUUCCUCUCCAGGCUCGCCCUUGAGUUACUGCGUUAGUCCUGCUGCUGAUGGGAAACCCACGACUAAUACGAGGAACCUUCGGAAAGCUGGUGCAGACCCCGAGUCAACUGGUGACGCGAGUUCUGCGGUACCCGAUGGUGCGAAUAAUAAGCAACUACCCGCCAUGGGAAGAAGCAGGCGACGGGAUAAACGGAGUCUGGUUGAGAAGAAAAACAAGAUUUAUGAGGACAAAGCGGAAACGAUCGCUGCCCAACGACAGCGAGAAAUCCUCAACGUCAUUCGGAAGGUGAUCCGAAGGGUCGGCAGUCUCAAGGAGGAAAAUGAAGGAGCCGCCCCCGGACGUGAUGAUGACCGCCCAUCUGCUGUGAGUGACGCCACUUCUCGCGACAUGGCCGAGCAUUGUUUGCGAGAUGUCGGCGACGACGAGGACCGCCGCGGUCAGUCGGGAUUUGAUCACGGUGAACGACGUCGACGUCGACAUCGACAUCACCAUUCCGACGAGUACUACGACAGAAGCCAUCGUCACCAGCACAGCAAUGGCGGACACCAUCACAGUCAUAGACAUAAAUCUUUCAAAGAAAAAUGCUAUGGCCAUGACGAUACCGACGAUCGCCGAGAAAGAAAGUCUAGACAUUCUCGACAAUUUGAAAAUUAUGGCGAGAGCGAUUUUGAAGAAGAUGAAGAACAAAUGUACCCGAACAGAAGACAUCAAAAUAGGGUUCAUUUCAUCGGAGGCGGUGCUGAAGAUCCCGCAAUUCCUUUGCCAAUGGCACCAGAACAGCCCUCGGAAGAUGCCCGAGUCGAGCAUCAUCCGGAAAAACAGCAGCCCCAGCAAGCGUCUGACCGGGUCCCACAGCAGCUAGCACAGGUCAAUGAUCAAGAACCACAACAAGAUGACCCUGCUGAUGAGAACAUCAAGGGCUUUUCGUCAAAUAAAGAGCACAGAUCCGACUCUACCCAUCAUAGAAAACAUGGCAGGAAAUCCGGCGACUACCGUGCUGGCAGGCAAAAACAUCACCGAUACCACUACAACACAACACUCAAGAUCCCGAUGAGACGGAGUCGAAACAUUGCUGUAAUUUCACCGUCAGACAGCUCAGUGGUGUCCACGUCGACCACGCAACAGUCGAGUGAUGCCAUGAGAGCCCUGCCAGAGCCAGAUCCUGAUGACGUGAAAGAUUACAGGAAUAAGGCCAAGUUUAUCAGGAGGAAUUUGUGGAAGACGAAGAAAUCCGUCACCCGACAGGCCCGAGAAUUGACCUAUCCCGACAACAGGUCACCGCCCUUGAGCUAUGUGGUCGGUGUGCGAAACAGCAGGAGACAGCUUGACUACGACCCGUCCCGCGCUUACGCCAUUAUUGGCGCCUCGGGCUCGAAACCCCGGCACCGUCACCGCAGCCAUCAACAGCAACACCACCACCAACCCAAGACCAGCGGGCACCAUCAUCGUCACCAGCACCGACGC